AAAUAAAACAUCACUUCCGCUGUGGAAACUGCGACGGGAAUCUGGAGAGACUGUAGGCGUAUUUCCUGGAUGCUUGGAACUUGUGCCUUGAUUUGUUUUGUCAGUCCGUGAGACUGUUCAGGUGUAACCAGGAUGUCUGUCUCCAUGUCCACGACAGAUGGGGUCACAGUGUUCACUGUGACAUCUGACCCAAACAGUAGUUUGCCUCCACUUUUCCAAAUUCUCAAGGGCAUGUGCUACAACCCUGUGUGCUGCACCUUGUCUGAGAACCUGAGGAGAGUCCAGGGAAGAUCUCAGUCCAUACUUGGGGCUUUACAUAUCAUGGUUGGCUUCUUCAACAUCGGUCUUGGGCCUACAAUGCUCUCUACACCCGGUGGAUCGUCUGGUUUUGCUUUUUGGUUGGGAGGAAUGUUCAUUCUCUUUGGGAUCUUUUGCAUUCUGUCUGAGCGAUACCCAAGUCCCUGCCUGGUCAUCAUCAACGUGAUUUUGAACCUGUCUGGAGUUGGGUUUGCGAUCGCAGGUGCGAUUCUUUACGGCAUCAACAUAGCAACCACCUAUUUCUGGUCAAUGUGUGAAGAAGAUUUCUGGGAACAAAGUCCUGAAGAUGUGAAGCCAACUUCAACCAGCAGCAGUCAGCUGAUGGAGAGUUGCCUCGAGGCCAAAUCUCAGCUCAUUAUGAUUCUACAAACCAUCAACUCUUUGCUGAUCAUCAUGUCAGCUCUGGAGUUGUGUCUGUCCAUCAGCUCAUCUGUGCUGGGCAUCAAGGCUCUGAAGAAGCGGCAGGAUCCGGAGGAAAAGACCACUUGUGAUCCAGAGAUUUGCAGCCCACUUAUGGAGCAAGAUGACUCCCGACCCUGAGCGGCAAAAUGAAGAAUUACCUGCCUCCUUUAUAUGCUGCUUUUUUACUAUUCAUUAUAAACGCUACAGUACAAUGUAAAGUACAUAGAACACAAUGGCUAAGAAAAGCAUAUUUUAAACAUGUAUGGGAACAUUGCAGACAGAUUGAUGCAGAAGCAACAUUAGUUGUUCAUCUUAGGUUUGGUGUGGGACUUGUAUAUGUGGACUGUGGUCAAUACCAAGGUAUUUGUUUUCUAAAUAUAUGUACUUUUUUACACUUUUGCACCACUGUGUUCAGCUCUUCUUCCUUUUCCUACUAGCUAGAAUGUGUAACGCAUCAAUCACAACGCAGAGCCUAGUAACUGCGAUACAGUAUGACCAGUGAACGUCUGUAUGUUAACUGAAAAAGAUCUUUGAGAUCAGAGAACUGUGAAGUACACUUUCAUUUAAAUUGAUCUGGAAAACAGGUGACGACACAGUCCAGGUGAGAAUGUAGGUGAGGCGACGCCCAUGUGCCCUUCUUACAAUCAUUUAUACAGGGUCACCAGUUGUUCUCUUUUCUCCUGACGUGUGUCUUGUGAGAGCAAGCAAAUGGGGAAAAAUCAAAAUCAUCCUGGAUUUUUCAUGUUCUUUGUUUCAACAUGUUGACAUCGACAACCAUGUCAUCGGUUCACUGCUUUCUCCCUUUUGGUAUGAGAUUGGUCAGCACAUGAUGAACAAUGUUCUUUUUGAAAAAAAAAAGUAAACAAAUAAAAAGAAUCAUAUCUGGUUGUCC
Molecule: messenger RNA, 1612 nt
Organism: Synchiropus splendidus (mandarinfish)
Lineage: Eukaryota; Metazoa; Chordata; Actinopteri; Syngnathiformes; Callionymidae
Product: transmembrane protein 176B-like
Exons: 7
Coding region: 133-858 (241 amino acids)
Cellular component (GO): membrane
Source: RefSeq, a predicted model, not a curated record